Strigops habroptila (Kakapo) is the source of this 1283-nucleotide messenger RNA. RefSeq names its product INTS3 and NABP interacting protein (gene INIP). The transcript has 9 exons. The coding region runs from base 741 to 965 and encodes 74 amino acids. NCBI's taxonomy places the organism in Eukaryota, Metazoa, Chordata, Aves, Psittaciformes, Psittacidae. Gene Ontology annotation, biological process: DNA repair. The record is from RefSeq and is a predicted model, not a curated record. Gene Ontology annotation, cellular component: nucleoplasm; SOSS complex; nucleus.
GAGUUGGGAAGGGGUGGGGCGGCAUGGCCGCGCUGCCGCCGGGCUGCGGCUAGGGGCGGGGAGGCGGGCAGGAACGGAGCCGGAGCCCCCGGGCAGGACUCGGUGCUCCCAUCCCUGCCCUCCACCCGGCUGAGCUGGAGCCCUUGGCGCUGCGCUUCAUAGCCUGGCACCUUAAUGGAAGCAGAAGUUGAUGGUGGCCCGAGUUGGAGCCUAAACUGAGGGCUUUAGCAUUUAAGGAGUAUAAUGCUUUAGUGUGAUUCUUAAGUGUAGUCUGACAUACUUUGACAGAAAGAAGUUCUGUCAGGAAAAGAUAUUUGUGGGGUUAAAAGAGUUGAACUGCAGCUGAACAAAACAAGGACUGAAAAUUGAAGGAUGGCAGCAAAUCCUUCAGGACAAGCAAGGCCACAGCAUACCUUACGUGCUACUAAAUUAAAGACUUCGACAAGGUCUGCUUCUACCCUGGUGGUUGUUUAUCCUUUUGGCCUAAAGCUGCCUUGAACGGGUCAUUUUGUGUUGGACCUCUUGUGUCUGCAAGGCAGAGAAGAAUAUUAGUGAACUGCGAUAUUCGUGAACUGUUUGAACUCAAAAUAGUACUGCAACUUGGCCAAGUUAAGUUUGAACUUGAAGCUUUAUUAAGAAGCUGCUAUGUUUGAAAAUCUACGCUUCCUUUCACAGGUUUCCAGAAUAAAAAUAGGGUUGCAAUCCUGGCAGAACUAGACAAGGAGAAGAGAAAGUUACUUAUGCAAAACCAGUCUUCCACAAAUCACCCUGGAGCCAGCAUUGCACUUGCAAGAUCACCUCUGAACAAGGAUUUCCGUGAUCAUGCUGAGCAACAGCACAUCGCAGCACAACAGAAGGCUGCACUGCAGCAUGCACAUGCACAUUCCUCAGGAUACUUCAUAACUCAAGACUCUGCAUUUGGAAAUCUUAUUCUUCCGGUCUUACCUCGACUUGAGGCAGAAUGAGGAAUCUUGUUUCUCAGAACUGCAAGGUCUGAUUUUGGCCAUACCAGGAACUGCCUGACCUUUGAUUUCUUUACUUAUCUUAAAACCUAAUUUUUUCUGGAUUUCUGCGGUUGCCUUUUGGGAGUGUGAAUCCUAGCGAUGAAAAAGCAAUGUUAUUGAACAGUGAUUUUUACCUUGUAUUUCUGUUCCUUUGUCAGGUCAAAAUCAGACAUAAAACUUCCUUGAUGCGUGAAGUGCAUAGCAAUUGCUCUUCCCUAUUUCUGUGCUUCCUUUAAAUAAAUUUCAAACCAGAGUCAUCAAGAGAUGUACACUCUAUCA